AUGAAUGCUAAAUUUUGGCAGUUAAGUAAACAUUUCAUUACGAUAUGGUUACGUGGUGUAUUGCCGACAAAUGCAUUGGAAGCACACGAAGAAGCAUGGAAUGCUUAUCCCCAUACAAAAACACGUUAUUCAUCUCCAUUUUUGGACCGCUUUAACAUUGAAGUGGAAACAAAGUAUUAUGAUGAUGCCGGUGAUCAAGAAAAUGUUUUCGAGCUUACCGGCGAUGAAUUGAAAAAUCGAAUUGUUGAUGUAAUGGAUUUUGUGAAUGAUGCGUUAUCACCGUAUGAUUAUGUUCCUGAGGAAGAUCCAAAAUUAUAUCAUAGUAUAAAGACUGGUCGUGGGCCGCUGAAAGAAGAUUGGAUUGAGGAUUGCAUUAAAAAUGGAAAACCUAUUAUGUGUGCUUAUAAACUUUGCAAAGUUGAAUUUCGAUUUUGGGGUUUACAAACUCGCGCGGAACGUUGGAUACAUAGUCAUGCUCUACGUAAUACUAUGCUAAGGGCACACAAACAAGCGUGGGCAUGGCAAGAUGAAUGGCACGGUCUUACGCUUGGAGAUGUACGAGAAUUGGAACGAGAUGCAGCGGAACAUUUGUCCAAAUUAAUGGCACGAUCAUCUAUUUCUGCUUCUUCCUCGGUUUAUUUCGAUUGCGUGGAAGGUUUUCCAGCCGUGGAGAAUUCUCAAUCGCUGAUAAAGUGGAGUUCGGAGAUAUCGCUUAUUGGUGAUCAUGAAAGACUCUCAUCUUUUCGAAUGGGACAAAAUAUGAAAGUGGCAACUAAUGCCGCAUCUGAUGCAUCUUUACUUGUAAUCAUCUUCUAUGAUGAUAUUUUCGCAGAUGUUUCAACGGAUCAGAAUGUAACAGAUCCGAAUUCUUUACGUUUAACGAUAGAAAAGCAGAUCUCAGCAGAUUACCAGCAUUUGAAAGGACACAUCCACUUUUUACAUAUAUCAUGCGGUCAGGAAUUCGCUGACACAGCUUUACAUUUGAUCUCAAUUACACCAACAUAUGGUCUCGUUCAUCCAUCAUUGGCAUUACUUCUUUCUUCAUCGCAAUAUUAUUUUGAGGCUGUUCGGAAUACAUUACAAAAAGCUAAUGAAGCAUACAAUCAAUUUAUGCAUUCCAAUGCUGGACGAAAUUUUAAUGGUGAAAUAUUUGCUGUGGGUGAUUAUUUGGGUGGAAUACUGUUGCAUGAAUGUUUGAAACAAUCCAGAAAUCACUGCCAUAUGCAACAGUCGCAUCAAAUUGUUUCUCGACAUUCCAGUAGUCUUUCUACCAGAUCUCAUAUCAUCGUAAAGGAGAAUAGACAAGAAUCAAGAGAAAAUUCAUGGAUGGUAGAUGGAAAUAAAUUACAACGAAAUUCAUCGGUACCGCUGACCAUGAAGUUCAGAAAUUGUUCACGAUCAACACCUAAUUCAGAAGCUUCUUCAAACAAAGUGUGGGAAUCUCUGGCUUUUCGUCCAAGUAUGACAUUCCUUCUCGGUUGUCCUUUGGCUUUUGUUUUGAUUCAUCGAAAAUUUCAUGGUUAUGAAACUGAACCACUAGAAUGUAAUCAGUUGUUCAAUAUGUACUAUUCGAUAGAUGCAUGUGGUGCCCGGCUUGAACCAAUAUUAAAUCCUCAACUUGCAAUGUUGUUACCUGUGAAUGUGCCUCGUUACAAUGAUACAGCCAAUGCUGUUGAAAACACUGAUGGUAUGCUUGAUUCGUCAUUAUUUUGGGGUAAUCAUCGUAUCGAUCACAUACUACAUUCUCCUCACGCUAUGAUUACUUUAUCUUCGUCAGCUCUACCCAGUGUUCUCCACGCUUCCUAUUGGGAAAGUGAUGAUGUAGCUGCUUUUAUCCUCAAACGAUUUUUGCAUUCGGAAGGCGUGCGUCCAAUAAAUUUGGCUAACAUUACAAAAAUUCCAUCGGAAAUUAAGCUUGGCCCCGCAAUUGCCAAUUUAGCACCGUGCUUUAGCGGUAAUGACGUAAUUUGCGUGGAAGGAACUGAGCAAAUUAUUCAUGCACGAUUUUGUUAUGGACCGAUGGAUUUAGUCGCUUUAAGCCGUGAAAAUAUUUCUGCUUAUAUACGACCUACCGGAGGUGAUUGGCAAUUGGUUAAAACAGAUAUUACUGAUUCCCAUGGCAAAAUUACGUUUGAGCUUAAGAAGCGAUUACCGAUUGGAACACACUAUGUGAAAUUAAUUGUGCAUGGAGAUCAUUCUUUUCUGGAUUUGUAUAUUGCUGUGGCACCACCCGGAGAACAAUUCGUAGUAUUUAGUAUUGAUGGAUCACUUACUGCUUCGGUAUCGGUUACAGGACGUGAUCCGCGUGUUCGGCCAGGAGUUGUCGAUGUGGUACGAUACUGGUAUGAUUUGGGCUACACCAUUAUUUAUAUUACUGCCAGGCCUGACAUGCAACAUAAAGUUGUCGCUUUGUGGCUUGCGCUCCAUAAUUUUCCUCAUGGUCUCCUCAUUUUUACUCCAUCAUUUUCAACAGAUCCUCUCAGGCAGAAAGUGCUUCACUUGAAAAACUACUUGGAGAUGGGUUUAUUAAUUACUGCAGCUUACGGAAGCAGUAAAGAUGUUUCGGUUUAUAGCAGUGCGGGAGUGAACUCGAGUCGAAUAUUUUCCGUAACUGGAGGGAAACGAGGGUGCACAAAUAUCGAUUCUUAUGCGUCACAUUUAAAAGAUCUUAACGAAGGAUUAUACGAUUUUGCGAAACCAUUUGAUUCAUCACUUGUCUUCCCUCCCACAAAUUCAUUGAAUAUCCUCAGUCGCAGAAACUUGAUACGACGUACAAAUUCAUUCACUCCUCGAAGUGGCCGGCAAACAUUUGAAAAGAGCAGAUUAUUGUAA
This is a messenger RNA of Acanthocheilonema viteae, 2832 nucleotides long. Lineage: Eukaryota; Metazoa; Nematoda; Chromadorea; Rhabditida; Onchocercidae. The record is from the annotation of a GenBank genome assembly.